Triticum turgidum subsp. durum (durum wheat) is the source of this 459-nucleotide messenger RNA. Lineage: Eukaryota; Viridiplantae; Streptophyta; Magnoliopsida; Poales; Poaceae. The record is from the annotation of a GenBank genome assembly.
AUGGAUAUAAUUAGGUCUAUAAAUAGUGCUUGCUUUCUGCACCGCAUGUUUAGGACACUGCUGAUUAAUGCAUACUUAUUUUCGACGCGCCUGUCAGGGGGUAAUUGCACUCAACAUGGAGGAUGGUACCCUUCAUCGUUUCCUUUCAACAAAUGCUAUUUUAGCAACAGGACUCAACAUGGUUAUGGCAGAGGUUACUUCUCUGCUAUUUCACCUCACACAUGUACUAGUGAUGACAAUGCUAUGGUUGCACGUGCUGGGUUACCCCUUCAGGAUCUUGAGUUUGUGCAGUUCCAUCCUACAGGCAUUUACGGUGCUGGAUGCCUUAUAACCGAAGGUUCCCGGGGCGAAGGUGGUAUUCUUAGGAACAGCAAAGCUGAGAGGUUCAUGGAACGAUAUGCCCCUACCGCCAAUGAUCUGGCAUCUCGUGAUGUUGUUUCUAGAUCUAUGACUAAUUGA